Messenger RNA from Protopolystoma xenopodis, 369 nucleotides. The record is from the annotation of a GenBank genome assembly. Lineage: Eukaryota; Metazoa; Platyhelminthes; Monogenea; Polystomatidea; Polystomatidae.
UAUUACCGUCGUGCUCGCCUCCUUGCUAUCCAGAAGCACUAUCCAUCUAUGUUUAACAAGCCUGCUAACGCACCCUUCUUCUCAACUGGUAUGUCUGAUCUGAGUGACCACAUAUCAGAGCGCAGCUUCCAUGUUAGUCGACCAUUCUCUGCUCCUGGAAGUCCCUCGGCCUCUGGUCGCUCCACUCCUCUGCGUGGCUCUAGCUGUGGCACUGGGGGUGGUGGAGGCGGCAGCCUCCGCUCAUGCUCUGAUAGCGAAGAUGAUGAGGAUGUGGAUGACAACACAGAGCGCAUAGAGCUCGGUCUUUGCGGCCUCGAUAUCUCGGUUGCCGACGAACCCUCUACUGCGGACGCUUAUGCACCUGCUUAG